Histoplasma mississippiense is the source of this 1602-nucleotide messenger RNA. RefSeq lists its product with no specific name. Lineage: Eukaryota; Fungi; Ascomycota; Eurotiomycetes; Onygenales; Ajellomycetaceae. Gene Ontology annotation, molecular function: protein binding. The transcript has 3 exons. Bases 1 to 1602 code for a protein of 533 amino acids. Gene Ontology annotation, biological process: N-glycan processing. Gene Ontology annotation, cellular component: glucosidase II complex. The record is from RefSeq and is a predicted model, not a curated record.
AUGCCUCUUAAAUAUUACAAAGACUCUUCCACUUUCACCUGCAUUUCUAAUCCCUCCAUUCAAAUUCCAUUCUCCGCAGUGAACGAUGAUUACUGCGACUGUCCUGAUGGCAGCGACGAACCGGGCACCUCGGCAUGCGCCUAUGUAUCGCAGUUUUCUCCUUCUGACUUUAAGGAUGAUAAGGUUAACCGUACUCCGGUUCUCCCCGGAUUCUACUGUGUUAAUAAAGGUCAUAGACCAUUAGUCAUAUCGUUCCAGCGAGUCAAUGAUGGCGUUUGCGACUAUGAGAUGUGCUGCGACGGUAGCGAUGAAUGGGCCCGGGUUGGUGGCUUAAAAUGUGAGAAUAGGUGCAAGGAGAUUGGAAAAGAAUGGCGAAAGAAUGAAGAAAAGAGGCAUAAAUCCCUGACCGCGGCUGUGAAGAAGAGGGCAGAGCUUGUGAAAGCUGCGGCUAAACUACGAAAGGAGGUGGAAGACCGCAUCUCGGAUCUUGAAGUGGAAGUUGCGGCCUCAGAAUUGAAGGUGCAGAACCUAGAACAAGCUCUCGAAACAGUCCGGGCCAACGAAAGGGGCAAAGUGGUGAAGAGCCAAAAUAAGGGCAAAGUUAAUGUUCUUGCUGGACUAGCCAAGGAGAGGGUCGAAGAGUUGCGAGGGGCAUUGGUGCAGGUGCGCCGGGAAAGGGAUGAGAAUUUGGUGAGAGUUAGUCAACUCGAGGCCAUUCUAUCAAAAUUCAAGGAGGAAUACAACCCAAAUUUCAACGACGAAGGCGUAAAGCGUGCUGUCCGGGCCUGGGAAGAUUAUGCUGCUCGUGGCGAUACAGAUAGCGAUGACGAUGAAACGCUAAAUCGAGAUUUGGAUGAAAUUUGCAAACCUGACAGUGAAAAUUCAGGCAUUGACUGGGAUCAUUGGGAAAAUGAACAAGAUGUAGAAUCUGACAUCGGUCUUCUUUACAAAGUCGCCGCCUACCUCCCCGAUUCAUUGAUUAACUACUUCGAAGAUAAAGUUCUCCAACUCCGCUCGUUUUUAAUAUCAAAUGGCAUCCUUGCGGAUAACAGCGGCGACUUAGGCACCACAGAGUCCAGAGCAGUGACGGAAGCUCGGAAUGCACUUUCAACUGAAGAAUCAUCUUUGAGUAGAAUUCGCUCUGAGUUGGAGGAUCGAAAAUUAGACCUUCGCAAAGACUAUGGAAGUGAUUCCGUAUUUCGCUCGCUGAAGGGCUCGUGCAUAUCUAAGGACUCUGGUGAAUAUACCUAUGAACUCUGUUGGAUGGAGAAAACGAAACAAAUACCCAAGAAAGGCGGAUCCACCACAACAAUGGGCACCUUUUCUGCGUUUACUACAAUUACUGCGGAUGAGCAGGACUCAAAUGGGAAGGUCGUCCCUCAAAAGAAGAUAGCACUGGAAUACACCAACGGACAAACAUGCUGGAAUGGCCCCGCACGUUCAACCAAGAUUGUUUUGGAAUGUGGGGAGCAGAAUGAGAUCUUGAAGGUUACGGAAGACGAAAAAUGCGUGUAUAGUAUGUUUGUGACGACCCCGGCUGCCUGUGAAGAAGUUUCCAAGGACGGCAAUGCCGCCCGUGAUGGUCUCAAAGACGAGCUGUGA